CGAAUGAGUUAGGUUUUAGACCUUUUUAAUGGGUUUCAAACACUUCCGCCACUGAUUGUGCAAUUUCUGGACACUUCCACCACUGAUUGUCUCUAAUUAUUGAGUUUGAAAAUCGCUACGCUCCACAAGUAAUUCAACAUGUAAAUGCACUUGUAUAACAGUUUGGUUGAGAAGAAUUGGAAAUAAUAAUGGAAUCAUGGCUUAUCCUCGUUAUCAUCCUCAUCUUCACUUUCUUCAUCUCUUUCUUCCUCAAAUCCAAUAAACAGAAGAAAUUUCCACCAGGACCCUCUGUUUUCUCUGUGAUUACCAGCUUCCUACGCGCUGAUGCUAAUAUAGAACUCAUCGCGAGGGAUCUCAAGACUAAAUAUGGUCCUAUUUUCAACUUGAGAAUUGGAAUUGGAAUUGCAUUUCGUCGUCCUUCCAUAUUUGUUGCUAGCCACUCAUUAGCGUAUCAAGCUUUAGUUCAGCAAGGUGUUGUUUUCUCUGACAGGCCAAAGGCUGCUCAGACCAGUGUAUCCAUUCACAGUAACCGAAUUAUCCUAACCACCCUCCCCUAUGGCCCAACAUGGCGCCUCCUUCGUCGAAACAUUGUAUCAGUUAUCCUCCAUCCUUCUCGCACCAAGUCCUACUCUAAUGUCCGAUCUCGGGUACUCUCUACCCUUAUUCAACAGCUCCGUUCUGAUUCUGAAGCCACACAAGUGAUUACAUUAAUUGAACAUUUUCGUUUUUCCGUGUUCUGUCUUCUUGUCCUGAUGUGUUUCGGGGACAAGAUAGAUCAGCAUCAAGUCAAACAGAUAAAAGAUGUACAACGAAGAUGGAUUCAAACCAUGGGUCGAUUUGUUAAUCUCAGCUUCUUCCCAAGAAUAAUUCAAAAGAUCAUUUUCAGGAAUCAAUGGAAGGAGCUAAUCCAAUUGAUGCAGGAGCAAGAGAGUGUAUUUAUACCUCUGAUCGAGGCUCGAAUGAAACCAAAAACCGAGGAAGAUGUGGUGGCUUAUGUAGAUACAUUGCUGGAUUUAGAAUUCCCUGAGGAAAAAAGGAAGUUUAAUCAGGGAGAGAUUGUUAGCCUCUGCAGUGAGUUCCUUACCGGUGGCACCGACACUACAUCUUCCUCAUUGCAAUGGAUUAUGGCUAACUUGGUUAAAUACCCUUGUAUUCAGGAAAAACUAUACCAAGAGAUAUGUGAGGUAAUGAGAAGAGGGAAUUCGAAGACGGAUGGAGUGACAGAGGAGGAGGAGAUAGUGAAAGAGGAAGAUCUAGAGAAAAUGCCUUACCUAAAAGCAGUGAUCUUGGAAGGGCUAAGGCGACAUCCACCAGGUCACUUCCUGCAGCCACACACGGUGACCGAAGAAGUGGAACUCAACGGUUAUGUCAUCCCUAAGGAUGCACCAAUCAAUUUCAUGGUUGCGGAUAUGGGAUUGGAUCCACAAGUGUGGGAGAAUCCCUUGGAUUUCAAUCCAGAUAGGUUCUUAUCAAGUGAUGAUACAGAAGCGUUUGAUAUAAUAGGGAAUAAAGAGAUUAAGAUGAUGCCUUUUGGUGCAGGAAGAAGAGUAUGUCCAGGCUAUCUCUUGGCUCUGCUCCAUUUAGAGUACUUUGUCGCUAAUUUGGUCUGGCAUUUUGAGUGGAAGCCUGUGGAUGGAAACAAUGUUGAUCUAUCUGAGAAGCUCGAAUUCAUCGUUACGAUGAAGAAUCCAUUGCGUGCUCACAUCCGUCCUAGGGUAAACAAACUUGAAUGAGCUACCUGCUAAUGUUGUUUGUUUUUCUUUCUCUUCAAGUUGUUGAUGUUUACAUAUGUGUUGCAUCUCUAAUGCACAAACAGUUGAUGUAUGUUAAAUUCUAAAUUCAAGUGUUAAAAGUCAAACUUCAUGCUAAAAUAAUCAAAGAACGAAAGAUUUGAAUA
This is a messenger RNA of Solanum tuberosum (potato), 1897 nucleotides long. Its product is annotated as cytochrome P450 89A2-like. Gene Ontology annotation, molecular function: heme binding; oxidoreductase activity, acting on paired donors, with incorporation or reduction of molecular oxygen, NAD(P)H as one donor, and incorporation of one atom of oxygen; iron ion binding. Bases 189 to 1733 code for a protein of 514 amino acids. The record is from RefSeq and is a predicted model, not a curated record. Gene Ontology annotation, cellular component: membrane. The transcript has a single exon. Lineage: Eukaryota; Viridiplantae; Streptophyta; Magnoliopsida; Solanales; Solanaceae.